Messenger RNA from Penicillium samsonianum, 654 nucleotides. RefSeq lists its product as uncharacterized. NCBI's taxonomy places the organism in Eukaryota, Fungi, Ascomycota, Eurotiomycetes, Eurotiales, Aspergillaceae. The record is from RefSeq and is a predicted model, not a curated record. The transcript is spliced from 2 exons. Bases 1 to 654 code for a protein of 217 amino acids.
AUGGGUUGUAUAGCAUCUGCCCUCCUUCGACCUCGGGUUCUCCCUGAAAUAACAGUAGCCCUUGUCUGGGCUUCCCACGAGGAGAUUGUAUCCCUCGUCAAUGCCACCGAAACUCUUGAGGUCAAGUUUCAGGAGCCGGGCAUGACAUUCACUGCGACGCCAACGACCGGUGCAGCGACCACACCGUCCACUGAUCAGUCUGAGGAAAAGCAAACCGAGCCUGUUGCUGAGCAAACCCAACAGGGUCAAAUUUACUACAUUCAAACAAAAAACCUCAACCGGCCGGUGAACUAUAUCAGUCAUGUACGCCUCAUACUUCUGCCACCUGGGCUCCAAUUAAUAGCGGGCGGCAUUCAAACCCUAGCACCCGGUGUGCGAGUCGUGAUCCCUCAUGCCACGACCAUUGCCAUACCUCUCACGCCUGUGCUCCCUCGAGGACUUCUCCGGAAGAUCAUCAUCAGUGAAAACAGCCCAAUGUCGGCGACUCAGUCACUGGGGCAUGUGUUGGCUGAGAUAGACCAGUUUGCUGGUUGGGAGAGUAGCUGCUGGGAGCUCUUUAUCUGGUGGCUGCUUUUAUUGAGACCAUACUGGUGCUCAAUUGCGUGCGUUCUGGUGCUUGUCCCUUUGCUCAUCCUAGUGAUUGCCUUGCCUUGA